Molecule: messenger RNA, 1504 nt
Organism: Nezara viridula (southern green stink bug)
Lineage: Eukaryota; Metazoa; Arthropoda; Insecta; Hemiptera; Pentatomidae
Source: the annotation of a GenBank genome assembly
ACUUAUGUUUCAGAUCUCGGCAGAAAAGGAUCCUUCAAAGGAUUUAUAUGAAGAUAAAUUCUGCAAGUGCAGUGUCUGCUACUCGGCACCGUGUUUCUUAUUCAAGCUGUCACUCUUCCUAUGCAGUCUAGCUGGUGUAAUAAUUUUAUCGAUGACAGAUAUUUACGAAACUGCAGUUUUGAAUGUAUUAGUUUUACAAGAAGGUGGUGUCGUUUAUGAUAUUUGGAAGUCCCCACAUACUGAAACAACAAUAAGUGUUUACCCUUUUAAUUAUACAAACAUUGACAGAAUUGAUGAAGAAAAUCCACAUGUGGAAGAACUAGGACCAUACGUUUUUAAAGAAAGAACACAGAAAGUCAAUAUUUCAUUUAAUGACAAUGGAACCCUGACUUAUUCAGAAAAUAGAAUACAUGAAUUUGAUCCUAUAUCUUCAAUCGGAGAUCUGGAUGAUAUUAUAUACACACCUAAUGUUCCUUUUAUGAGCGCAGCCGCACAAGGUGCAGAAAAAGGAGUGCUAACACAGAUUGCAUUAGCAGCUUUCUUGAAAGGACUGGACACCAGACCAUUUUUACCAGUUAAUAUAUUGGAAUUUGUUGAUGGAUUUGACGAUGAUUUUUCAAUAGUUGCAAGAAAACUCACAUCGAUUCUGAAAGGACAAACCCCACCUAAAUUCGGAAUGCUUGCAGAUAGGAAAGGGGUCAGCCCAGAUAAAAUAACGAUAGGAACUGGAUCAACCGACUUGAAUGAUUUUGGAAUGAUUUCAAGCUAUAAUGGAAAAACUAUUCUUAAAUACUGGAGAACAGAAGAAUGUAACCAAAUAAAAGGAAGUGAUGGGACUUUUUUUCCACCUCGAGUUGUGCAAAAGAAGUCAAGAGUUUACAUGUAUAUCCCACGAUUUUGUAGAAGAAUACCUCUGGUAUACAAUGGUACAGAAAACAUCAUCAAUGACUUCCCUUCAAAAAGAUUUGAGUUGCCAUCUAAUGUCUUUUCUACCCCUAAAGAAAAUCCAGAUAAUGCUUGUUUUUGUGAAAAGAAAAAGUGUCAACCAUCGGGAACGUUUAGCAACAGCAAAUGUAAUUUUGGAGCACCUGUGUCUGUAUCUCAUCCCCACUUUCUCAAUGGUGAUAAAGAACUUCGAACGAACGUAACAGGCCUUAACCCAGACUCAGAGAAACAUAAAUUUUACAUAGAUCUUCAUAGCAUAUUUGGCUUACCCAUGUCCGGAAGGAUGAGAUUUCAAAUAAAUGUAGUCGUGCACCAUUGUCCUUUUCUUUCACAGCUGAACCCAAUACCAGAAGGAACCGUUCUUCCAAUUGGAUGGUUGGAAUUUGGCAUCGGGGAAGUACAAGGUUUCGCUAAAGAAGUCAUUUAUCAUGCUACAUAUACCGCAUAUUAUCUGAAACAAGUAUUUCUAUGGAGUUCAUUUGCCGUAAUGUUACUGACAUUCGUUUGCCUUUUUACUCAUUUAAAAGCAAAAAAGAAAAUGAUUAUGACUCUAGGAUGA